UUUGUUUAAGGAACGAUCGCAGGAUAAGUUGGCUCUGCUAAAUAGGAAGAUAUCCACAAUCGCAAACCUUUAGUUCCUUUACAAACUGUAUCCUGCAGCAGCUACGCAAAUGAUCAGCUGCAAUGUGGGAAAAGAAAAUUAUUGCAUUUAACUGUGAACAUAUCAGCUUGAAAAUAAGUUAGGAAUACAUUGUCAAACAAUGAUUUCAGCUGAUGCGUGGUCUUGAAAUAGGGUGGUUUAUUGUAUAGCUCUGGAGCCCUGUUACCUGAGAAGAAACUCUUGCUGCGUAGCGUCCCGGAGCAGAGGCGGCAGCUCCCUGCCAGCCGAUGGUGAACAUGUCCAAGGGCCUCCAGGAAGACUCGGACUGCGUGUGCUCCUACGGGAUGAAGCUAACCUGGGAUAUCAAUGACCCCAAACUGCCUCAGGAGCCCAAGCACUUUGAUGGCUUCCAGGAGUGGCCAGAUGGCUAUGUGCGAUUUAUCUACUCUGUCGAGGAAAAGAACGCACAGCGGCAUCUCAGCGGCUGGGCCAUGCGCAACACCAAUAAUCACAACUGCCAGAUCCUCAAGAAGUCCUGCCUUGGAGUGGUGGUUUGUGCCAGGAACUGUAUGCUGCCAGAUGGUACCAGGCUGCAACUCCGACCUGCUAUCUGUGACAAGGCACGCCAGAAGCAACAAAAGAAAGCCUGUCCAAACUGUAACUCAGCCCUAGAGAUAAUUCCUUGCCGGGGACACAGUGGCUACCCAGUCACUAACUUUUGGAGGCUUGAUGGCAAGGCAAUAUUUUUCCAGGCCAAAGGAGUCCAUGACCACCCUAGACCAGAGAGCAAAUCGGAGACAGAGGCAAGAAGAAGUGCCAUUAAGAAACAAGUGUCCUCUUCUCACCUUUCCCAGAAAAAGAGGCUUAUAGACUCGGAGACAAGAAGGUAUCAUGAUAGCAGUGGUCAUUUCAACAACAUUCAUCAUUUGUCAUGCAUGGAAGGCCCAGAAAAAUUCAGUAUCAUUACAGACACCAGCUUCCCAAUUCCAACUCAGCCUUACCCUGCAUUUCAAAAUACAGACCCUUACAAAGCUACUUAUGACUCAGCCAGCUUCCAAGGAGACAUGGCAUCACCAUUCCAAAAGCGUCCUAACCCAAGAAUCUUUUUACCUAGGCCGGGGGGCUAUGAAUUUGAAGUUCCUAGUUAUAUAAGUUCCAGCUCUUAUCCAACAUUUUACAAAGAUUUGGCAAAUACCCCAGUGGAUACAGACCCCCUUAAUUUGACUGGACUUCAGUAUAAUGGUAAUUCAUUGAAUGCCCACGAUAAACACUUUGAUAGUGGACAUCAUGGGCUGAAACAAAUCUUGGGGAAAACUGGUUACGGAGAUAGGAGUGACUAUGGACAGAUUCAAGCAAAUGCUAAUCCCUCUUACUACAGUGGGGAGUAUCCUUGCAGGUAUGGUAGCAAUCCCUCUCCAGCUGCCACAGCUUUACAAACUGUUAUCACUACAACUACUAAAGUAUCCUACCAGGCCUACAAGCCCUCUGUGAUGAAGUGCAGUGACAAUACAUGUGACAUAAAAAAUCCUCAGAACUGUACCCAUACAGCAGAAAACAUCUCAGGAACUGUUUAUCCAGGGAUAAAGAUUCAAGAAGACUAUGGUGUGGUCAAACCAGCUUUGCUUUACCAGCAUGAUCCAGUUCCCACAAAGUCAGAACAAGUGGAGACUGUGGAUACAUAUCAUUAUGGGCCAAACCCAGGAAACAGCUGCUCUGAGCAUGAAGGACAGUCAUUCAGAUUUGAGAGUGGUGAAUACUAAAUGCCAUGUGUUUUAAUACUAAUCAUGUGAAUACUAAACCCUGGUGAUUGGGAGUUAAGGUGAUCAGAUACCAAGUGUGAAAAUCAGGACGCUUUUUUUCAGGGUGUGGGGGGGUAUAGUUGCAUGUAUAUAAGACAAAGCCCCUAAUAUUGCGACAGUCCUGAUAACAUGGGGAC
Messenger RNA from Mauremys mutica (yellowpond turtle), 1975 nucleotides. RefSeq names its product glial cells missing transcription factor 2 (gene GCM2). Gene Ontology annotation, molecular function: DNA-binding transcription activator activity, RNA polymerase II-specific; RNA polymerase II cis-regulatory region sequence-specific DNA binding. Gene Ontology annotation, cellular component: nucleus. Gene Ontology annotation, biological process: regulation of transcription by RNA polymerase II; gliogenesis. The transcript is spliced from 6 exons. The record is from RefSeq and is a predicted model, not a curated record. The coding region runs from base 327 to 1799 and encodes 490 amino acids. NCBI's taxonomy places the organism in Eukaryota, Metazoa, Chordata, Testudines, Geoemydidae.